AUGGCGAACGACCAGCCAGACCUCAGCGACGUUGCUGUGGAGGCCGCGAAGGAUUUCUUCAACCAGGUCUUUGGUGUUCUCAUCGCAGCUGUCCAGCGUUUCUGCCGCAAUCUUUACCACUCCUUCGCCGAUGUUGGCAGACGCCGCUGGACCAAGGUCAUCGGCAGUGUGAUCGUCUACCUCAUCCUGCGCCCCUAUAUAGAGAAACUGUUCAAGUGGCUGCAAGAGCGCGAUCGCCGUUUGCAAAAGGAGAAGGAGGAGAAGCGGAAGGCUGCGCUCGGUGGAAAGAAAGCCAAGGUGUCUGCCAAUUCCCUGCGCGGUGGUGAAAGUGGCAAGGUCCUUGGCGAGGUCGAGAACACCGAAGACGAACUCGAGGAGGAUGAUGAAUUUACUGCCGAGGCUAGUGGUGUUCCUGAGUGGAGCAAGAUGGCCCGUAAGCGCCAGAAGCGCUAUAUGAAGAACUUGGAGAAGAAGGAGGGAGGCCGCGCUGAGAAGCUCUCUGAGGAUCAGAUUAAAGAGUUGCUGGACUGGAGUGAUGAUGAGGAUGACAAGAAGAAUGCUUAG
Messenger RNA from Penicillium taxi, 564 nucleotides. RefSeq lists its product as uncharacterized. Bases 1 to 564 code for a protein of 187 amino acids. The record is from RefSeq and is a predicted model, not a curated record. The transcript has a single exon. Lineage: Eukaryota; Fungi; Ascomycota; Eurotiomycetes; Eurotiales; Aspergillaceae. Gene Ontology annotation, biological process: protein transport.